This is a messenger RNA of Coccidioides posadasii C735 delta SOWgp, 882 nucleotides long. RefSeq lists its product as uncharacterized. NCBI's taxonomy places the organism in Eukaryota, Fungi, Ascomycota, Eurotiomycetes, Onygenales, Onygenaceae. The record is from RefSeq and is a predicted model, not a curated record.
CCGAACUAUGACGAGCAGUGCGAGAUUCGUUUGCCCAACCAGGCAUGGAUUCCGCCUACGAUUCCUAGUGCUGUUAAGACGGUUGGUUCAACCGGCUGGUAUCGGUGGACACCAGCUGGUAUUGAGAGAACAGAAUGCCGUGGGGAAAAAUUUCGGGUUUGUUCACUAUUUUACAACUCGGAGUGUUACCAUUUCCUGGGAGUGCCGUUCGAUUGCCGCCAAAAAAGCGUGCAACAGUCCCGGCGGAGAGAUGGUAUCGGUUGGCGCAGAGUCAUGUUCCAAUAUCUCCUUAAUGACCCUUAUCCCCCAAUUUCAGUCAUGCGCUUCGAUGUGAAUUAUAACGUCCUUGCCGGGAAGGGUUCUGAUUCCUGGAUGCCGCAACUCAUUCCAGAGACAUACAACCAGAACCAAGAGGACUACGAUUAUAGCAACACUGGAAUUGCUGGAGAUCUCUCCCUCCUCCUCGCUUUCGCGGCUUUCUCCUGUCCCCACGAUGCCUACACAGUGUUAGAAGUCAUUCGUCUGUCCUUCAAACCUCCAAUUUGGCACCGGCACAACCUUCCGGCCUCAAGGAGACACGGAACCGGCGUGGUCGUGUCCAUCCACCUGGACUCCGACUCAAAUAUCACAGCGCAAGACUUACGAAACAUCGAGGAAGGCAAAAAUGGCCCAAUAAUCCAGGCUUGAUCCCGGAGAAGGGGAGAACAAAAGAAAUAUUGUCCCCUACCAGCAAUCAGUAACCGCCAUGGUAUAAAUUUGUAUGUGUAUACCUGUGGCUUUUUAACCAACUGUGUCCAUUCAUUGCCCAUAUUUUAUCCCCCUUCUUUCUUUGAGAAGAUUGGUUGAAAUCCAUGCAAAAGCAGGCCUUUUGACCAGACAUAU